Messenger RNA from Polypterus senegalus (gray bichir), 1871 nucleotides. Its product is annotated as pancreatic secretory granule membrane major glycoprotein GP2. The record is from RefSeq and is a predicted model, not a curated record. The transcript is spliced from 9 exons. Gene Ontology annotation, biological process: neutrophil migration. Gene Ontology annotation, cellular component: apical plasma membrane; cell surface. NCBI's taxonomy places the organism in Eukaryota, Metazoa, Chordata, Cladistia, Polypteriformes, Polypteridae. The coding region runs from base 155 to 1264 and encodes 369 amino acids.
AGCAGGAGGAACAGUCAACAAGUCUCCCUUGGUAUGAGAAUUUCCUAUACCAAAAAAAUAGCUCCAGUUUACAGGAAAAAAGAGAAAAUUCAAAGGGGAGAAUUGAGGUGUUCACAAGUUGACUGGAUCUAUUUUGUCACAGGCACUUGGAAGAAUGGCAUCUGUGUUGUUCUUGCUAAGUUUACUUAGUCAGCUUAUUGCAAUCAAAGUGCAAGAGAUGAGUGAAAUCAAUGAGACUGUAAUUUGUACCAAAGACCUGAUGAUCGUGGACAUUCCCAGCGCUUUCUUUCUAAACAAGACACCACCAGUCUAUAUAUGGGAUUUACAUCUGAAUGACCCGAGCUGCAGAGGAUUUGAAAAUGACAGUUCGUACAUCUUUAGCAUUAGAACGAAUUUAACCGACUGUGGCACCAUUACGGCUUCAGACGACAAGUAUAUUACAUUCACUAACUCAAUACAUAAUAACAACUCUGACUUCAUCACUAGAACGUAUAUAAACAUCACGUUUGCAUGCCGUUACCCUGUCAACUAUAUAGUACAGCAACCAAAUGGAGAAAACAAGAUCAGUGUGGAUAUCAGGACUAUUACACUCAAUACUGAAAAUGGUAGCUUCUCUGUUUCUAUGAUGUUGUACAAGGACGAGAAUUUCACAGACAAAUGGACAACAGUCCCAUUCUUAACACUUGAAGACCACAUUUAUGUAAAGGUCUUCAUGGUGCCAGCUCACUUAAUAGUACGCCUUGAUAGUUGCUGGGCCACGCCAACUCAAGAUCCAUACAGUCAGAAUCGAUAUAACUUCAUCAAAGACAACUGCCCUGAAGUAUCAAAAACACAACUUUUACAUGUCUUACAAAAUGGUGAAAGCCCAGAGGCAAAGUUCCAGAUACAGAUGUUUAAAUUUGUUGGAAACACUUACAAAGACGUAUUUCUGCACUGCAGUGUCCAAAUAUGCCACAACACAGUGGAAGUCUGCCGCCCGAACUGCUCAGAGGAAUGGAAACCUAGAACAAGGAGGGACAUUACUCAGUCUCAUACUGUCUCAUAUGGACCAAUCAGAAGAGCCACUAGUGAAGAAAAAGCUGAUCAAAAUACUGAGCUGCUACCUCUCGUGGAGUGCUUCGUCCUCGGAUCCCUGUUUUUGAUUGUCAUGCUUGUUACGGGAGUGUUUGGAAGACUCUGGCUCCGUUCAAGAGGACACUACCCGGCAAUGCAGGCUCAGCUGACUUUAUCAAAUAUUCACCACCUUUCUGAAGUUGCCUCAUGAAAUUGUUGAAACAAAAUCAAUUUGGUGUGUGCUUUAGUCAUAACACCUCCACCAAACAAAAGUGAAGACUACAAGAGCAAAUCUACCCCUACCGAUCAAAUUCUUCAAAAUUACCAAAAUUAAGAUAAAUGGUAUGUAAUUUAAAGGAUUAUUAAUGUCAUUCUACACCCACUUAUAAGGGACAACUGUUGGCAGGUUAACCACUGUGUAUUUUUUGUAUAAACCCUUGCCCAUGGCCCAGCAUCUUUCAUCUGUUUUUCUGGAGCAUGGAAAUAAUCAGUUUGAACAAAUUAUUAUUUUAAAAAAUUGUUUAGCCAUCAUGAGUAUUUUGAGAAUUUUGAUAAAAAGACAUAAAGAGCAUUUUAUGGAAUCAUAAUGACACUAUGCAGUGCAAAGUCAUAUGGGAAAAAAGAAAGAAUAUGGUCGCAAAUGUUAAUUUAUAAAAAAAAUGUACAUAUCCAAGUUUCUUCUUUUAAGCAUAAAAUGUUAAUUCUUUCACCGCUCUCUUACAGAACUAUACCAUGUUGGAUGUCUGAAGUAAAGUUAGAUAAAUCAACAGUUUAAUGUGAUGAAGGAAAAAUAAACAGUGAUUUUCUAAUAUACAGUA